Molecule: messenger RNA, 3387 nt
Organism: Pipra filicauda (Wire-tailed manakin)
Lineage: Eukaryota; Metazoa; Chordata; Aves; Passeriformes; Pipridae
Gene: CEP68
Product: centrosomal protein 68
Exons: 7
Coding region: 817-3054 (745 amino acids)
Source: RefSeq, a predicted model, not a curated record
CCCGGGGGUCCCGGGAGACUUUCCCUUGGGAAUCCCGGCACCCGGCAGCGCGGGGCACCCCGGGGUGCGCCGCCUCCUCGGUGUCGUUGCCGCGAUUUCUUAUCUUUUUGGUUCAUUGCUGGUUUUUUUUGCAGCCGCGGGAAGGCUUCUCGGGCAGAGAGGAAAGGAGCGGAAAAUCCCAAGCCGCGGAUCCCGCGGGAUCUGAGAGGCCAGAGCGGUGUGGGUUUGUCUCAGAAAACAGCCCCCAAAAUGCUCCCCAGCCAAAGCGGAGCUGGCGGGAGGCGGAAAUUCCAUCAGCAUCCGCUGCGCUCGCCGAAUUCCAUGAGCCAAGCGAGACCCGCGGGCGGUGGGAGCCGCUCCAUGGGAUAGAGCCCUCGUUGUCCGCCGGCAAUUUUGUGGCGCCCUGGGGCCGGCAGGGCCCUCCUGACGGCGUGAAAAAGCUCAGGGAUUGCCUUUCAGGAGAGAUCCCUGCGGACCUCCCCUGUUGGAAUGAAUGAAACAGCGACUUGUCUUCAUCUCUUAUCUAAAAACCCGCCCGCGGGUCCUGUUUCUGUGUCACUGCCGAGACAAUUGAGGGUUCGGGUGUAGCUGGGGUUUUCUGGCUGUUUUCCCGUGCGUUUGAGGCCAGUGGAAAGUCUCCACCGCGCCCAAAGCUGUGGUCGUGCAUCCCUCUUCAGUCCUGCCCGAGGAUUUGGGAUUGCUUCUUCCUGCCCUGAGGGUUGAUCUUGGUGCGCCGCUGCCGCUGAAUUUUUGUGGGUUUGUUGGAAAAUGAGAGCCCGAGGCUAGGUGUCCUCUUGCAGAAGAAGUUCUAUCCUAAUGGCCGUGGAUGUGGGAAAGUCCCUUUCUGAAGCCUCUCUGAGCGGGAAUGCCGAGGAUGAUGGUAGUUGGGACUGCACGGAGGUGGAGGUGGGCAGCCUGGAGCUGACGGACAGCCUGCACCGGCUCUCAGGGGCAGAGGAAGCCAAGCCCAGCCUGCAAGGGAUGGAUGUGACAAUGAGCAGACAUGGUCACUUGGCCACUGGUGUCACUCAGGGAGACUCCAGCUGCCACCCAGCAGUGUCUUCAGCAUCUGCACCCGGAUUUUUCAGAGCAAGAGCAAACCUUUCAGAGAAAGAGACGCUGAUUUGUCGAGGUGCUGCUGGUGAUGAUGUGCCUCCAAGUGUCAGCCACUGGUUCCUCUCCUCAGAAGAGCAGCAGGUGAAGCCAUCGGGCUGUUGGGAUCCGGCAUCCAGCCCUCCCAGCCGAGGCAGCUCUGCAGAGGAGAACAUCCUUCCUGACAGCUGCCACGACGCCCCUGUUGGCCAUCGGAGACAAAGUCUGGGAGCCCAGUCCUCAUCUCCCUCCACCCCAGAGCUCCUGCAGCCCCAAACCCCCCCCAGCCCAGGGAGCGCCCUGCGGAGCCGCUCCAUGUUGAGCCUCUCCGCUCUGUCUUCGGGAAAGAGCGGCCUCUCCAAGGAGCCGUCGGGAAGCUUGCCAACCAGCAUGGAUGUCCCUUCUCCAGCAGCCACCAUGGCCACUAUGGCCACCAGGGACGUGUGGUGCCGACAGGGAGCAGCAGAAGGCAGGGCCCUGCAGGUGCCUUUCCUCGAUUGCCGCACCACUGUGGAGCACAUCCGGGAGGUCUCCUCCUACCAGUCCGAUUACUGGGCCUGUGCCAUCCCGGAUUCCUUACCCCCAUCUCCAGACCGUUGCUCGCCCCACUGGAACCCCAACAAAGAAUAUGAGGACUUGCUGGAUUAUGCUUAUCCGCUGAAGCCGAGGUACAAGCUGGGAAGGAUGCCAGAGCCUGUCCUCCAUGACUCAGGAGUAGGCCUGGACAGCUUUUCUGCUUCUCCUGAGGGCACGCUGAGGUCCACCAGUAUCUAUGGCCCCCGAGGUGGGCAGGCUCAGAGAAGCAGAGAAAAUGGACAUUGGGAAUUGGUGGCCUCUGCAGAGAGAUUCUCCACCCCAGGGCCUGGAGAAAGCGGCUGCUCGGGAGCCGGAUUGUUCUAUGAACCUUCACCUAUUGCCAAAGCAUCCUUUGCAAGAAGUACUUCCUCUCGUCCUUCCAGAGGUUUUGCUAAGGAUGUAAGGAUGGAGUCAGGUGGGCCAAGUUCACCUGGGCACGCUGCUGUGGAUGGGAGGAGCUGGUGUUCCAGAGGGAGCCCUUUCCCAAACCUCACAGGGCAGGCGAAAAGCACUGCUAGGUUUUUACCUAUCACAGGUGUGCUCCCCCUGAGAAAGGAGUGGGAAGGGGAUGAAGAAUUUCUUUCCCUACCUCCAAGACUGCAGGAGCUGGAAAGACUGGCUCAUUUUCUGUCCAGUCUUUCCUUAACUGUAAGGACGCCCAGGCACGACCACCAUAACCUGCCACGUCACAGGCAGCCCCUUUCAUCUGGGCUGGCUCCUUUUGGAGAAGCGAGUGGCAGGGACAAAAGAGGGAACACUGAGAGUUAUGCUGGGCGGUGGCAGCCCUGCAGCUCUCGAAAGCCCAGCUGGGAAAACACAGAGUCGUGUGGCUGGAUCCAUAGGGAUCCCCUCCGGGGGCUUCAUCUACCGACCGGUCUCAGGGACACGUUGGAUGGGAUGUACCGAAAUGAACCACGGGUCAAGGGACAUCCAAUGAAGAGCCAGCAGAGCGAGUCCCUUGUCCAGUGUGUCAAGAUGUUUUGCUGCCAGCUGGAGGAGCUGAUCCGUUGGCUGUACGACGUGGCCGAUGUCACCGGCAGCUGGGUGCCCCCCUCGCCGGAUGCCGGGAGCGUGACAGCAUCGCUGCACCGCUACCUGGAGUUCAGGAAGGAUGUGGCCAACCACCGGAGCCUGACGGAGAGCGUGCUGGAGAGGGGAGAAGCUCUCCUGGACUGCAUGGCAUCAAAUUCCCCGGCUCUGAAAGACACGCUGGGUUUGAUUGCAAAGCAGUCAGAAGAGCUGGAAAGCCAUGCAGAGCACCUGUACAAGUCCAUUCUUGCUGCUGUGGGUCCUGUGCAGGGCAAGGACGAGGUGGAGGACGAGGGAGAUGCAGCAAAAAGCUGCCCCGUGGAUGAUGCUGCCUCUGUCAGACCUGGACUUCGUUAGCCCGUCUUGGGAGGGCUGAGAAGAACUGCAGCAAGCACCAAACCACCUCCAUCAGCACUUGCUGCAGAGAUGCCAAAAUGUGUUCAGUGAGCCCACCAGGGCUCGAGAAAGGUGUGUUGUACAGCAGGCGCUCUGCUGCUGGGACGUCUGGAGUCGUGUAAGGAAUGUACAGCUGGCCUUUUUCUGGUUUGUUUUUUUAACAUAGCUUUCCUUUCUUUAUUGAAGUGGCCUGUUCCAUGUGUUAGCAGAAUGUCAGGAACAGAGUUUUUUAACUGAGUAAUCCAUAGUGUUGCCAUGCAGCUCCCUGCCAAGUAAAGCCGUGUGAUUUUAAUA